This is a messenger RNA of Paramecium sonneborni, 761 nucleotides long. The record is from the annotation of a GenBank genome assembly. NCBI's taxonomy places the organism in Eukaryota, Ciliophora, Oligohymenophorea, Peniculida, Parameciidae.
AUGAUAAUUUACCUCUAUAAUUUAUUUUUCAAGAAUAAUAGACUAUAUGUUAAAUUCAUUAAUCAUAAAAACUAUAAUCAGUAUGUACUUAUAAAAUAAUUUUAAGAUAAUCGAAUAAAGAAAUAGUAAACUUGUUAAGUAAUUGCAAUAAAUAAAGUUUGCUGUGUGAGAAUCAAAUAAAACUAUAUGAAUUCCAAUAAGGAAUAAUAAAAUAGAUUCAAGUCUUAUAUAAACAUAAAUAUGAUGUAUGGACUUUAAAUUUCAUGAAGAAUCCAAUAAAUUGAUAUCUGGAGAUACUGGUGAAUCUAUUGUAAUUUGUUCAAGUAAAAACAACAAUUAAUGGAAUUCCCCUUACAUAAUUAAAGGACACAGUAAUUGUAUUUAUUUGCUUAGUUUUGAAUAAUAAUGAAAGUCUUUUUAUAUCUUGUAGUUAAGAUAAUACUUUUAAAUUUGGAUCAAACUAAAUGAAUGGUUUUGUUAAUAAACAAUCACUGAUCAUACUAGUUAUGUUUUAUCAAUUUGUUCAAAUGAUUAGCAAAAUAAAGUAAUUACUUGUGGAUGUUAUAAUACAAUAUUAGUAAAGAAGUAUUAUGAAUAAAGUGAAAAGAUGGAUAAUUAAAGAGAAUAGAAUUGAUGUUGAUAAAAUCUUAUUUCUUUUCUUUGUAGAAAUCUCAAAUUAAUUCUGUUAUUCUCAAUUCUUAUAAUUGUUAAGUUAAAUUUACGAAAAAAAAUAAGGAGAUUUUCUUUAAAUACAGGAAUGA